GUGGUUGUUCCAUUCCCAGCACUCAGAAACUGCCAUAGGGAGCUGAUUCAUUAUUUUUCUUCUCUUUCGUAUCAUCUCUCAGUUAGGCACGGGUACCAUCAGCCGGAAGCUUCUCACCGGAAAUAGAACCCAUAUAUAAAGGCUACUCCACCUCCUUGAAGGAUUAAUCUCUCUUUUCGCGCCAGCCCAUGGCGUCCCUUGCUCUAGGGAAAACACUCGGAGCGGUGUAUAUCGGAGCUAUGAUGGCUGCUAUUCUUUUUGGGAUCACCAUCCUGCAAACCGCGAUAUACUACCAAAGAUUCAGGAAGGACUGGUGGGUGUACAGGUACUCCGUGGCGUUACUCUGGAUCCUUGAUGCGCUACACGUCGCGCUGAGUACGCAUGCGCUGUAUUUCUACCUGGUGGAGAAUUUUGGUAAUUUGGAGGUUCUGAAUGAAGUCGUUUGGAGCUUUAAGCUGCAACUAUUAUUCGAUACUUUGACUGUUGUAGGCGUCCAAACCAUAUAUGCCAUACGGCUAUGCAAAUUGGGACGCCACUUUCAUCGGACCGUACCUUUGUUUGUGGUGCUUGUCGUUUGUGGGGGAUAUGUCGCAGGAAUAUGUGUCUGUUACGACGUAUUCGUGAUAACAGGGUUUUCGGAUAUCUCGUCCAUCUCGAGAACUAUCAUCGCGGCCUUCUCUGCAACAACCGCAGUUGAUUUUAUAAUAUCCGCCGUGAUGUGCUACUAUCUUCAAGUGAGCAAGACCGCUGUGCCUAACUAUUCCAGCAUGACCACGACGCUCUUGGUCUUGAUGCGACUCGUCUUAAUUUCGGGACUUGCUACAAGCACAUGCUCGUUAAUUACCCUCAUUACGUUUCUUACAUUACCGAAUUCCCUUGUCUUUCUUGGGUUCAACUUCAUUCUGCCGAAACUGUACAUAAACUCGCUCUUAGCUAUGCUCAAUGCGCGCAAAGAGCUUCGAGAGUUACCUACUGAGAAUUCAUCGGACGGCGAGACGCUCUUGACUGCCCUCAGGUUCAACAAGAAUUUCGGCGAUAGCACGGGAGACCAGACGUCUGGUCGAAUCGGGAGAUGUAGAGCUUGGCACGGCAACCGUGUCGUGAUAAUAUUUUGGACUGUAGGUUUAUAUCAAGGUAUAUCGAGAGGACGUUUUGGUUAUAAUGAAGUACUACGUGAACGAUUGGCCCCGCGUUUUCCUGGAGCUUAGCAGCUUGAGCUCAAGCGAGGUUCACAAAAGCAUCGGACUUGAAGCUUGAAACCGUUACAGCAAUUGAAUCAGAUAAAUUUUGUCUUGAUUCGGAGUCAAGCUAAAGAUGGGUCCCUGCAAUCGAGACGUCA
Molecule: messenger RNA, 1339 nt
Organism: Desarmillaria tabescens
Lineage: Eukaryota; Fungi; Basidiomycota; Agaricomycetes; Agaricales; Physalacriaceae
Exons: 20
Coding region: 189-1208 (339 amino acids)
Source: RefSeq, a predicted model, not a curated record